AAGUCAAAAAACCUCUCUUAAGGCUUCACCUCACUGGGGUGUACUCUCCACUCGGACGAUAAGAAAUGGAGGCAAAUGUGUUCCCGUUAACGUGCGCAGGCCCUUUGCCAUCGCCCUCCUCCUUGCAUGCUCCUGUCCGUACCCUUCGCUUUAACUCUCAAAGGCCAGUCGGCUCAGUUUUGAGAAGGAGCAUGGGCAAAGAAGAGCCACUUCUUGAAGGAAUGCCAAAGGAGUAUUACGAUGAUGAAUGGCAAGCUCAACAACGGGAAAAGUGUAAGGAGUUGGAGCGGCUGCGUCAGCUGGAAGAUGAAGAAGAGGAAAGAAAGAUUGCAGAGUAUCGUGAAAUUGGCUUGCGCUUGAAGGGAUAUCCACAAGAAGAUGUAAUAAAAGCAAGAAAACUGGUUUCAAGCUUUAUCAGAGCUGCUGAAGAAGUGGAAGAGAAAAUUGAGGAAGCUGCUGAGAAAGGAGAACUGAAUGAACUUGUUCUAAUGGUCAUAUGGAAUCGGCUUGAUCUUGCUCGACGUGAUGAUGAAAAGGAUGCUAUUAGAAGUCUUGAUCUUUUAUACAGAAGGGUUGAGAUGGAGAUUUUGAAAAUGGAGGCCACACCUUCUAUGAGACUGUUGAACGAUCUUUUGAAUAUGCAUGAUGGGUUUGACGAUGAAGGCUGGCUGAAAGAAUGCAAAAAAUGCAUGAUUAAUACCUUUCCACGAGAGGAUCCAUUUAGCAUUCUUGUUCCAGCAGGGUUUGAUGUUGAUAAGCAUCAAGGGCCGUUGCGACCACCACUAGAAGCAGAUGAUGUUCUUUUGAGGGUAGAUUUUGUCAGGGAAGUUGAUUCUUUGCUCCAGGAAGUUCGGCAAGAGGAAAGUGAAGCACAUAAUGUAGAAGGGUUUGAUCCUGAAUCUGUUGCAAUCAAACUCAAGCAACAAGAGAAGCAACAAACGAUAAGGCAAGUAGAGGCUCUGCUGGACCUAGCCAUUAAUUUGAAAUGGUAACCUAGCCACAUACUUGGUCCAGCUUUCAUUCAGUGAAGAGAGACACAACCCCACCCCACCCCCCACCAACCCCACCCCCCCCCCCCUUUUCUUUCUCUUCUCUCCUCUAUUCCUUUUCUGACAUUUGGUUUAUCUCUAACCAAUUUAGUUUGUACAAUGCGAGAGGACUUGGGAAUCAGUGGAAUUAGCAUGUUUACCUAGUUUUAUGUGUGGUAAUAUAUUUGUAUGGUAAUCAUUAUAUUUGAACCAUGCUAUAAGGUCCAUAAAAUUUUGCAUAUUCAUAAACUAAAUGUCGAUUGGAUCCUAUUUGGCUGAA
Hevea brasiliensis (rubber tree) is the source of this 1308-nucleotide messenger RNA. Its product is annotated as protein PALE CRESS, chloroplastic. The record is from RefSeq and is a predicted model, not a curated record. Gene Ontology annotation, cellular component: amyloplast; proplastid; chromoplast. Lineage: Eukaryota; Viridiplantae; Streptophyta; Magnoliopsida; Malpighiales; Euphorbiaceae. The transcript has 7 exons. Bases 66 to 992 code for a protein of 308 amino acids. Gene Ontology annotation, biological process: cellular response to light stimulus; leaf development; chloroplast mRNA processing.